Messenger RNA from Parus major (Great Tit), 1715 nucleotides. It is a transcript of the gene LIMD2, whose product is annotated as LIM domain containing 2. Gene Ontology annotation, molecular function: actin filament binding. The record is from RefSeq and is a predicted model, not a curated record. Gene Ontology annotation, cellular component: actin cytoskeleton; plasma membrane. NCBI's taxonomy places the organism in Eukaryota, Metazoa, Chordata, Aves, Passeriformes, Paridae. The coding region runs from base 761 to 1168 and encodes 135 amino acids. The transcript has 5 exons. Gene Ontology annotation, biological process: actin filament bundle assembly.
GCUGUUAGGGAAAAGCUCUCUGAUCGAGCAGCGUUGUCUUCCCCUCACACUCCUCCCUGCCUGGAGCAUCAGGCGCUGCAAGGGGCAGGACAGGAGAGGCUGGAAGGCAAAGGGGCUCUCCCUUUGUCCUGAGCCAAAACCCCGAAACUGCUGGCACCACCUAGAGAGGAGGACAGUCCUUGCUGCUGCUCUUCCCAGGCUGUGUGAGUGGCUGAGGGCUUUGAGGACAGUCGGAUCCUGACUGUGCCGGCAGCUCUGGUGCCAGUCUCCGCUGUGGGCCUGGGGCUUUAUCACACCUGCCCACCGCACCCCUCAAAGCCAGCGAGCCCCGAGGCUUCCUGAGCUGUCGUGAAGGCUUUGUAACAUCGGCGUGGCGGCAGUCCUUAGGCGCUGCCGUGUCACCACGAUCCCCCCUCAUGGAGGCUGGUGGUGGCUGCCUUGGGCUCCAGUGCCAGCCUGUGCUCCUGGGAAGAGCACUGACAACAGCCGAGAGCCUCCAAGAAAACCUCGUGUAGUUCCUCACUUGUUCUGUUCCCUUAUCGCCUCAGCACACCCUUCCCCUUUGAGAUCUCUGCUCCUGCCCUUGGCAGGAAGGAGCUUUAGCAGCUCCCGCAAGGGCUGUCUCUGCAGUCGGGCCGGGACAGCGCGGGCACAGGGCUGGGAGAGGUCUUGCAAGAGUCUGUCUUAGACGGCUCCGCAGGGAACAUCGACCCACAGGCUUCAAGCUCAGGAUUAAACAGACGGACAAGGGAAAGGAACCAUGUUCCAGGCCACGGGAGCUGCCAGCCCACCCCCAACUCAUGUACGAGGCAUCCUGUGGUUUGAGGCCAAGAACAGCUCAGGAGGCAGCACAGUGCAGCGCUCCAAGUCUUUCAGCCUGAAGGCACAGGUGAAGGAGAUGUGCACUGCCUGCCAGAAAACUGUGUAUCCCAUGGAGCGGCUGGUGGCUGAUAAAUUUGUCUUCCACAACUCCUGCUUCUGCUGCAAGCACUGCCACACCAAGCUCAGCCUGGGCAGCUAUGCUGCGCUCCACGGGGAAUUCUACUGCAAGCCCCACUUCCAACAGCUCUUCAAGAGUAAAGGCAACUAUGACGAAGGCUUCGGGCGCAAGCAGCACAAGGAGCUGUGGGUGCACAAGGAGGUGGAGAGUGGGACCAAGUCGGCGUGAGUGGGGCCAGCCCCGCUCCUGGAGCCCAGCAGAGCCGGAGGAGCUGAGCCAGGGCCAACUGAGCUGAUGUAAAGCAGGACCUGUGGGAGGGGAGGGUGUUCACAGGGGCCCUGCAGGCCUGAAGGACAGGGCAGAGGUGACCAGGGUGCAGCCCCCAGACCUCAAGCCCUCUCUCUGCAGGCCCCUCUCCCCAGUGAGAUCAGAGCAGAAGCAAUUGCACCCAUGGGAGCCCCAGCCCUGUUGAUCCACUUCAGGCUUGUCCCCAUGGAAAAGGAGACGAGCUGGGGGCUUAUCCAGCUUGUGAGUGACUGCAGAGCUCCCAGCUCUGCCACCAACCCUGCACUGCUGGGGCUCUGGAUAAGGAGGGUCCUCGAUUUACAUCAGCUCAGUUCAGCUGGGAUGGUUCAGCCUUAAGGAUGUUGCCCUGCCACGGUUUAACAGUGUCUCUUUUUUAUAUUUGCCUUUGACUGGUACGUUCUGCGCUGGAGCCUCGCGGCAGCUUCACAUGCGCUCCUUUAUUUUUGUAAUACAAGGUUUCUGAGCCUUC